AAGUUGCACAACCAGCAUCGUCUUCUUCGAGUAGGUUAAGGUCUUAAACCAUAAACCCUAGACGCUCCUGAAAUUCUCCCGACACAAAGAGGGGUUGGAAUCCGAUGUCGAACGGAGAAGAUUACGACUCGGACGCGCCGGAGGAGCUCACGGCCGAUCAGGGAGUACAACAAGACCAAGAACUUAACAAGCUCCAGAAAGAGCACAAAGCCAGGGUGGUUCGUGAAGCAAAAGAACGUCGUAGACAAUGGGCCCAAAAGAAAACACCCAAGAAAACUCCAAAGCCGUCUGUAAGUGUUCAAGAUGCCUCUGAACCUGAAGCAAACCAAGAAUCUUUGGGUAAUGGAGGGAUGCUUCCAAGCAACAUCGUUGAGCUGCUUGCAGCUCGUGAGAAGCAAAAGUUCCUCUCGGACUCUGAGGAUGAGAAGACUGACUCAAAGUCCACUAAGAAGAAGAAAAAGCUAAAAAGCUCAGGGGUGGAUACUAUCAUAUUGAAGGAGACACCUGCCCCUCAAUGCUUACAGAAUUCCUUAGCGUUCUUGGAGAAAAGGAGAAUGCAGGUACCUAGAUCAUCUGCAGUGUUGAACAACUCCAACCAAGCAUUACGCCUCCUCUCUUCUUCGGGCUUGUUAAGUAAAAAGUGACAAACUAAAAUGUCAGCAUUUUUGGCCCCCCGACGAGGACAUGCCUACGAAUUAUGAACAAAUGGGGACGGAUCAAUUCCCACGGGAUUUAACCGUCGAACUUUUAGAUUCUGCAGUUGUGUUGUAUUACACAUUGUUCUUCAUCAUAUUUAACAUAUUUUUCUUUCA
Messenger RNA from Pyrus x bretschneideri (Chinese white pear), 812 nucleotides. RefSeq lists its product as uncharacterized. Lineage: Eukaryota; Viridiplantae; Streptophyta; Magnoliopsida; Rosales; Rosaceae. The record is from RefSeq and is a predicted model, not a curated record. Bases 105 to 644 code for a protein of 179 amino acids. The transcript is spliced from 5 exons.